Cladocopium goreaui is the source of this 4720-nucleotide messenger RNA. The record is from the annotation of a GenBank genome assembly. Lineage: Eukaryota; Dinophyceae; Suessiales; Symbiodiniaceae.
AUGCGGGCUGCAACCGGAUCCAAACUCCUGUCCAUUGCUCCGGUUGACAACCUGGUUACGGGGGAUGAGAUGCUUGCCCAACCGGAGGUCUUCAAAGUGGACACCCCUACACUGGAUUCUUCAUGCGUGAUUCAGACUUGGGGGGUGCCAUGGGAACCUGAGAAAUUUGUGGAGGAAGUGGUCAAAGCUGGCCAUCCGAUGGACAUGGCAACAUUUCUCCCACCACGUUUGCAAUCCCUGCUGAAAAUCUAUGAGACCGAGAAUAGUUGCAACAGAGUGGACAGCCGGAUCAAAGCAGUGAAGUUCUGGCUGAAGAGAGCGAUGGAGCUCAAGUGCGAUGAAACUGAUUUUCACAGCAAACUGGAUCCGGCAGUUGCUGGUGUCUUGCGUGGCAAGCGCAUUCUCUUGUGGCAGCAGAUGCUUGAAUCAAUUGGAUAUGAGGACAUGGAGGUUGUGAACGAGUUUGUAAGCGGGACAAAGUUGGUGGGUGAAGCUCAGUCCACUGGUUUAUGGCCGAAGAAAUUCAAACCGGCCUCGCUUACAGAAAGUGAUUUGGCCACCAUUUCCACUUCACAGCGAUCAGUAUUGACCUACAAAUCUUUUGAAUUUAUGGAUGACGAAACAUUGAAUGCCGUUUGGAAUCAGACUUUGGAUGAGGUGGAAGCUGGAGAACUUUCUGGCCCGUAUGAUGUUGAGCAAGUACCUCAGGAAUACCCAUUGAGCAAGCGGUUCGGCAUCAAGCAGUCGUCCAAAGUGAGAUGCGUGGAUGACUUCACUCAAUCAUCCAUCAACGCUUGCUCUCAGACCUGCGAGUCGCCGAAGCCACAUACAGUUGACAUCCUAUGUAGCAUGUGCCUGGCUUUGAUGAAGGUAUCAAGUGAAAACUCCACUUGGGAGGCCAGGAGUUUCGAUCUGAAACGAGCGUACAGGCAGUGCGCCAUCCACCCAGCGCACUCCAGGUACAGCUACAUUGCGGUGGCUAAUCCUCAAGAGAAGCGAAUCAGGUGCUUCAGAAUGAAGGCACUCCCAUUCGGCAGUGUCAUGUCAGUACACUCUUUCUUGAGGAUAUCCCACAGUCUGUGGGCGAUUCUGGUAUCAAUUUUUCGAGUUUUCAUUUCAAAUUGUUUCGACUACUUUGUUGGUCUAGCCACUUCAUGUGAAACAACAUCGGUCACCACAGCUGUGACACUGACGUUCAAGAUGCUGGGGUGGAUCUUCGCCGAGACCGGAGACAAAGCACCACCGUUUGCCAGCGUUGUUGCAGCCCUUGGUGUGAAGAUUGAUGUAUCCCUCCUUCAUGAUGGGUGUGUCCGAAUUGACAACACCGAAAAUCGGAAAUCUGAAAUUGCGGCUGCCAUAGCCCAGAUUCUUGAUUCAGGUACCCUGAUCAGGCCUGAUGCUUUGCGGCUGAGGGGGAGACUACAGUUUGUGGCUGGUCAGAUUUUUGGCCGCAUUGCCAAGCGCUCAUUGGCACUCAUCACGAAGCACGCCUACGGAGAGUGUGGCCCAACGAUUUCUGAAGAGACACGCCAUGCGUUGAAACUUUUUCAUCAGCUGAUCAUGAUGGACGUGCCAAGGAAGGUAUCUUUGACAACUGGGAGCACCUGGUACGUCUUCACUGAUGCAUGUUAUGAACCGCAGGAUUCACAAGGAACAGCUGGAAUUGGUGCAGUAUUGGUGGAUCAACUCGGCAGAUACAGAGGUUUCUUUUCGGUUUUUCUUACGGAGGAUUUGCUGGCCAAGCUCAACAUCACCAAACGAAAGACCAUCAUUUUCGAAUGUGAAUUGCUUGCUAUCUUUGUUGCAAUGACAUGCUGGUCCAAGUGCUUGCAGGACUCACAGGUGGUGGUGUGCACAGACAAUGAAGGUGUGAAGGACUCGUUGAUAGCUUGUCAGACCUCGAGCCACAAUGCUACCCCAAUUUUGGUAGCGCUCCUCCAGCUUGAAUUUGAUUUGAGAUGGAAUGCUUGGUUUAGCAGAGUGCCCUCAGAAUCCAACAUAACUGAUGACCCGUCGCGAGGAGACACAAAGCGGCUUCUUGAGAAAGGUGUGCAACAAUUUCCAAUUGACCUUGACAACAUGUGGAAUGGCCUGCUGGAAUUAGCUACGAGGGGUGGCUUCGACCAGCACUCCAUGCCCCAUGCUGUCAAAAAGGUAGGAGCGACGUUGGAGAAGCUGAAUUUGCCCCGGCACCAUUGGUUGAAGGAGGUAGAGCAAGCUCCUGAGAAGUCAACAGUGCGCAGGAUGAAGGACCGCUACUUUCGAGAACUAGGGAAGGUCCAUGGCGAGUUGCAGAGCCUCUUUGGAGAGGAAGAAAGGAGCGCCAUCAAAGAGCGGACCCAAGAAGAACGAGAGAAGUUGGCUACAGCGCAGGAGCAGCGGGAGCUUAACAAUGAGGCUUUGCGAGCGUAUCGGAUGCUACGUCCAGAGGCCGCACCUUUCUACGAGGAAGAUGCUAUGCUUGGAAUGAAGGCCAAGAUGAACAAAAUUACUUCGGACGAGAAGGGUGAGGUCGAGCCACAUCCAUUCUUGUUAGACCCAUUCAAAGCCUACUUGCCAGUGGUCAACCAAAAGGCCUUUCUCCUAGCUCUCGAGGCAAUCACAGCCUCUCUCGCGGAGGACCUUGAAGUUCUUUGCCGACUUUUAGAGAUUGAAGAUCCACCUAAAGAGGAUGAUCCAUUGCGUUUCUACAGACUCGUGGAGAAGCUUUUCGAUCAUUUCAGAUUGAAGAAGGAUCCUGCGAAGGCAGAACAGUGGGUUGAAGAUCACUGGUCUGUGCUGGAGAAGUUGCUUCCCACAGAGGUUGCCGACUUUGGGAAGAAAGAACUGAGGCAAUGGCUUCAGGGUCAUUUGGAGCGAGUGCUACUCAACCAACAGAGAUAUGAGGAAGCUGAUCAGAAGAUCUUUCUGCACAAAGAAAGAAGCAAGGCUGUUUGGUACAGCUUUGCGGAGGAUUUUCCAUACGACGAUGAUCCAAUGCCUGGUUUGCUAGCUGAUGAGCGCAACCUGGACUUCCCCCUUGAAAAGGCUGAGCAUUUCAUGAAGCUUUUCCUUGGUAUGGUUUCCAAGAGCAAGUACGCAGAAACAGUGGCACCUGGUGUCUUCGCCGAAGAGGACAUAGAGAGAGUUGGAGACCAGUUCCAGGACUUGGUUUGGGCCCUCGAAGAGAUUGGCCUGCGCAACUGGUUAAAGAUGGACCUAGAUGAGUUGGAGCGGAAUUUGCCAAAAGAUAAACUGGCAGCCUUGGUUCGGGGUAAGAGCUCGAAUUCAGACGAGAUCAGCCUGGAAGAUGAGGAUGUUGAUGCUGCUAAGCUGAUGCUGCAGUGUGCGUCUCGAGGGAAAGCUGACCUCCUGGACUUCGAGGACGUGGACCCUUACAAGCUGCUGCAUGGAAUUCCGAGACGGAAGAUAGAUGAGGAGCUCGAAGGUCUCCCUGCAUAUCUCGGUGAUGACGACUUAAAUAAGCUGGUUACAGACCAUUGUGAAAGACUGACAAACGGCAGGCCACAAUCAUGGGAGGACAAGCAGGAAGAGUGGCUGAAAGGCAGUGCGAGAGUAUCGGAUCUCUACCAGAAGGAGCUGGAAUUUUAUCGCACCGCGGGCCCUGUGGAGUGGGCAGAGACGAACGAUGGCUACCAAUGGAAAUGGCGCCGGCCAGCAAAUACUUUCUGGGACGAAAGGCGAAGAGUCUACGUCCAAGAGCAGAAAGGUGUGGAUCCAAAUCUAAAUCUUAAAGGAUUGCGGCAACACAUGCUGGCCAUCUCUAGAAUGCGAAGCAUGUGCAGUGUGGGUAAAGUGGCCUACUUCCGUGGCGUAGUGGUGGUUGGCAAUGGCAGGGGCGUCUAUGGCUUUGGCAUAGGUUUCGGGUCCACACCAAAGGAGUGCCGUGCUGAUUCGACGUUGAAGGCAUUGCAGAACUUGGAUUACAUUGAUUACGAUCCUGGACGAAUGUUUUGCACGCCAUGCAAAGGCCAGGAAUACAAGCACACUAUGACACUGAUCCCACGACCCAUUGGACGUGGACUCCAAGCAAAUAAAAAGUUUCUCCCGUUAUUGUACAUACUUGGCUUGGACAACUGCAAGGUGAAAUUUAUGUUCAAGAAGUGGUUCACGCGGGUGCGGGCCAUCAAGCGCUGCCUCGACCAGGUAGUUUCGCGUCGAACGCUGGCAAACAUGACUGGUAAGCGCUAUGCACUUUUGGUUGCUCCUGGAGAUCACUGGGUUCACUGGCCAGAUCGAUGGUUCGACGUCACAUCUGAACCUUACAAGGGGCAAGAAGAUAUGCGGAAGCUGAUAAGGAAACAUGCACUCCACUUCAAGAAGCGAGGAGCAAAGAUCGCAGUCACAGCAGACGUGCGUCCUGGUUGGCGGAAGAGAAACUGGAUUCGCUGGAACAAUGCUCUGGAGCGGUGGCUGCAGCACCGAAGAGAGAGCUACGAGCCCGCUGCACCCAAGGCAAGUGCUCUGAAGUUGGCAAAGAGCUGAAGCAUGGCGCAUAGCAAGCUGAACAAGCUUGCACCAACUUGCACCAACUUGCACCAACUUGCACCAGCUUGCACCUUCUCCCUGAGUCCAACAACACAACCGCGGGCUGAGAGCACCUGAUGAAGCUAGUUGAUGUGAUCUAGGAAAUUUCAACAGUGUAUUUCGAGAUAUUUCGUCCAUUUUGUUAGAGCGACUGGAUGAGCUUCCGUCAAUCGGAGCAGACUCUAGUCAACGC